Molecule: messenger RNA, 901 nt
Organism: Frieseomelitta varia
Lineage: Eukaryota; Metazoa; Arthropoda; Insecta; Hymenoptera; Apidae
Product: protein G12
Exons: 2
Coding region: 166-825 (219 amino acids)
Source: RefSeq, a predicted model, not a curated record
CGAGAUAACGCGUUUGAUGAAAUCAAGUAAUCUUAUCGAUUUAAAAUUAUCAGUCUUUCAGCUCGUAUAUAAAAUGCAAUGGGAUCUCUAUUCUGACAACAAUUCACAUCGUAAAGCGAAAUAGAAGCGACUAUAGGAAGUCAAAGAAGAAGAAAAGCAUCAAAGAUGAAGGCCAUCGUAGCACUCUUCGUUGUUCUGGUCGCGGCCAGUCCUUUAAACGCCAUUGAAGUCCCGGCCACGGGUUCUGGCGCUCUCGCUAAGGAGUUCCAGUCGUUUGUCGACUUGGUGCCCGUUGAAAAAGUCGCCGCAGUAACGAGAGCCUACCUGGCCCAAGACAAGGAAUUCCAAACGGGCCUAAAGAUAGUAAGAGGCAGCGAAGUGAAGCAAUGGAUACAAGAUAUCGAACAAGCAUCCGAAUUCAAAAUGCUCGUAAACUAUAUGCAGAACCAUGGUUUAGAUAUAGUUGCUAUGUUAAAAGCGUUCAAUAAAGCCAUUGGUAUCCCACCUCUAUUUUCCGUGAUCAGAGCUUACUUGGCUCCUCAAGUCCAGAUCACUGGUGGACUCCAAGGCUAUAUGCAGGACAUCCUUGCCAUUCUGCCGUCAGAUGAAAUCUUAAAGAUAUAUGAAGACAAAAUGGAGCACUCGGAGGUAUUCAAGGACUUCGUAUACGAAAUAAUAUCGUCUAAAUAUCUAACUUUCUACCAGCUCAUUUUCAAGAACAAGCACUACCAGAUUGCAGAAGACGAGGCAGCGAAAGCCGGUAUCGACAGAUACAUCUUCCAAAUCAGUUCUCAAAUAUUACUUGAAGUUUCCGCCUUUAUGUAAAGUUUUAAUCUAAAUGAUGUCUGUACAAUUCAAUAUUUCUCGUUAAAUAAUAAAGUACAUUUAUGCAGCAUUGAAA